This is a messenger RNA of Prunus persica (peach), 1742 nucleotides long. RefSeq lists its product as uncharacterized. NCBI's taxonomy places the organism in Eukaryota, Viridiplantae, Streptophyta, Magnoliopsida, Rosales, Rosaceae. Bases 245 to 1456 code for a protein of 403 amino acids. The record is from RefSeq and is a predicted model, not a curated record. The transcript has 14 exons.
GGAAUUUGAAUAUAAUUUUUAUGUCUUUUCAUUGUAAUUGGAAUACUGAUUUCAGAUCUGUCCGAAAAUCAAGUAUAGUCACCUCCAAUUUUUCAAAGCAUUCUUUUAAGUUCUUUUUGUUAUUUUCAAAAUUUUAAAAUCUUGUAAUGCCAAUUUUAUCCUCCAUUAAAAAAUAAAUAAAAUAUAAAAACAAACCGAUGGUCCGCUGCCGAGAGUGGGGUGUUGAGCGCAGGGUGUGAAAGAGAUGGAAGAGUUGAGGAAGCUGGAAGAGGUACAGAGAAUGCUGACGUUCGUACAAUCUCGAGGCAUUCCAACGACGUCGUCCCCUGACGACUGUAGUUGCUUUCUUACUAAGCUCAUCCUCCUCCUGGUACAACCAUGUGGAGAACUUGACUUGGGCAAAAAGUGCAGUUUGGUUUCUGAAUAUAUGCCAAAGAUUUCUGCUGCAUUUCUUGAUGAAGCAUCCAAAUGGCUUAAUGGAGAAGGCUAUGAAGAAAGGUCUGUUGAAAAUGCUUUGCAGCUUGCCUGUAGCCAUAAGCCUGAGUCUAGCUCAUUGGACAAUAGUUAUGAAGAAAUGGCUAUGGUUGGACUGGACGCAAUGCAACGAGCAAAUUCUACCCUUGAAGAUUUUUGCAGAUCUUAUUUUAUGUUUCAUGGGAUGGAUAUAAACAAACCACAAUCAGUAUUCCAAUAUCUACCUGUGCUUUCAUUCACAGAAAGCUACAUUUAUCAGCUUGAUCGUUUGAAUGAGAAGACAUUGCAUGCACCAAGCAACGAAAUGAACAUGUUAGAAAGAGGAAGCCAGACGGAAGGUCAGUGGCUAAUUUCUAGGUGUACAAACAUGUUUAAAAGUGACCCAUUCAGACCACUGUCAUGUCUACUUGAGUGUCAUGGCCUUUUGACAAAAAGGAUACAAGAUGAGUUUAAAUCUGGAGAAGGAUAUUGGGCGCUGGAAAGAAAGCUUUGUUAUGCACUUAUAAAUAAAACGGAGAUCUCUGUUGAAGAUGUUAUAAAGGCAAUUAAUCAGAAGUCCUUCGAUUAUCGAGUGCUGAAUCUUUUACUGUACCAGUUGAGAGGAGAAGAGGUUAAUGAGUUGCAUAUGGAGUUUCUAUCAAUCUCAGAAUUCCUAGUUGAGGUAGCUGAUGAUCUGUUUGACUAUGAGGAAGAUGUUAUAGAAAAUAACUUCAAUAUAUUGCGCAUGUUUGUCAGAACAUAUGGAGCGUGUGCCCCAACUGUGCUGGCAAAAUACAUAGCUGAGGCUGAAGAGAAGUAUAACAAUUUACUGAAAAUGCUGGAUCCUCAGCUGUCCUUGAAUUACCGGAGAAGAUGCGUAGAAGCAACUAAGGAAGGAGGGAAUAUGUCUGCACAUCCUCUUGGAACAUGGAGUAUACCACCUCUAAUACUAGAUGAGGAAUUUUAUCGAUCCAGUCUGUUAGAUUCGAAGACGCAGUUGUAACCUUGGAUUUAAACAGUUGGGGUUUGGUUCGGUGUCAAUGGAACAGGAUUUUCUCUGUUUUGUUAUAAAAAUUUUGCUUCCUCGUUUCAUUGUUUUUCUGUUUACUCCCCUACUUUGAUUCUGCUACCAGCGAUCUCCCGCACAACUAAAUUUUCUUCUGCUCACAUGGUUUUCUGAGUUGUAGAUAUUUGAAAAAAAAUGCUUGACAUAAUACUGUCUUAAAGCCUCAAUACAUGUUUUUCUGAGUUCUUUUAUAUAUAAGAACAUGCUUUUCUGAGUUCUUUUA